This is a messenger RNA of Pipistrellus nathusii (Nathusius's pipistrelle), 603 nucleotides long. NCBI's taxonomy places the organism in Eukaryota, Metazoa, Chordata, Mammalia, Chiroptera, Vespertilionidae. The record is from the annotation of a GenBank genome assembly.
AUGGAGCAGACCGAGGUGCUGAAGCCCCGGUCGCUAAACGACCUGAUCCGCAUCCUGCACCAGCUCUUCGACGGCGAGGAGGUCAAUGUGGAGGAGGUGCAGGCCGUCAUGGAAGCCUACGAGAGCGACCCCGCCGAGUGGUCCGUGUACGCCAAGUACGACCAGUACAGGUACACCCGAAAUCUUGUGGAUCAAGGAAAUGGAAAAUUUAAUCUGAUGAUUCUAUGUUGGGGUGAAGGACAUGGCAGCAGUAUCCAUGACCACACCAACUCCCACUGCUUUCUGAAGAUGCUGCAGGGAAAUCUAAAGGAGACAUUAUUUGACUGGCCUGACAAAAAAUCCAAUGAGAUGAUCAAGAAGUCUGAAAGAAUCUUGAGGGAAAACCAGUGUGCCUACAUCAACGAUUCCAUUGGCUUACAUCGAGUAGAAAAUAUUAGCCAUACGGAACCUGCCGUGAGCCUUCACUUGUACAGCCCACCUUUUGAUACAUGCCACGCCUUUGAUCAAAGAACAGGAUACAAAAACAAAGUCACCAUGACAUUCUAUAGCAAAUUUGGAAUCAGGACCCCAUUUGCAACUACAGGAUCACUGGAGAACAACUAA